This is a messenger RNA of Penicillium manginii, 357 nucleotides long. RefSeq lists its product as uncharacterized. The transcript has 2 exons. Bases 1 to 357 code for a protein of 118 amino acids. NCBI's taxonomy places the organism in Eukaryota, Fungi, Ascomycota, Eurotiomycetes, Eurotiales, Aspergillaceae. The record is from RefSeq and is a predicted model, not a curated record.
AUGGCCCGCCAACCCUCUCUCGACUCUGAGCGGCCCAUCAUGUCCAAUUCGAACCGCAACUCCAAGCGCUUCUCCACCAUCAGCGGCAGCCCUUCGCUAGCCACUUCCGAUCGCACCACCGCUAGCCUGCCAUCUGGCGACCCCAGAAUCCGUGACAUCACCCACCUCGGCGACGGUCUGGAGCGCCUUGAAAACAAGCCUCUCCAGGCGCAAAGAUUCGUUCCAACAACCGAAAAGUCGGAUAACCUCAACAAACUCGCUCUCGGAGCCAAGGUCGAGCGUGCGCUCGGUCGACGAAUGACCAGCCAAGAUGCCGUGAUGCGCAAGCCGUCUUUGAGCGAGAAGACUUCCUCUUGA